CUUUUGGCGGCCGGUGGUGUAGCCCUAGUCCUGGGAGACGUGAUCCGAGAGCGAGGCCCGAUCGGUGAGACUAGGCCUCACAGCCCGCCAACCCUGGGCUGAGUUCCCUGCUGACCCUGGCGGAGGCCCCCUUAAAUGGGACGCGGCUCUGGAAGUAUACUCUCAAGGUGUAGUUGCACUUUAGUUUAGGUGCACAAAUUACAAAAGCAAAUGAUGCUACUUAUUAAUUGAAGUGAGACUCCAGUUUGUUCCUCCAGCUCAUGCCAACGGCUAAGGUCCAACUGAUUUCUCUUCAUCUUUGAGAAGUUACUGCACCGUGGCAGGCCAACACUUUCCUCAGUGGAUGGUCAGAGCUCACUGCUGGAAAAUGCAAAAACCUCCAAGGAGCAUUGAAGAAUUCUUAAAGUUUCAAAAUUGGGAUUAUUGGCCAAGGGAAAUCCAUUUUGGAGAUAGUGAUGAAUGGUUACACACUGUGAAGAAAAUAAAAGAAGAUAGUUCAUUUACUUCAAUUUAUACACAUCUGUGGGGAACUGUCCCUCGAAUACAUGAUGCAGUCAUGGCCAUGGAGUCAAGAUUAGGGGAAUGUUCAGUUCUUUUGAAAAGCCAUGCCUCUAAAAUAUUUGAGUGGAGGAGCAUAAUUUUUGAUACAAGUUCUAAAGGAAAUUUGGAAAGAUACAAGGCAUUUCUAAGGAAGUACCAUAGGGAAAAGAAGAUAAUGCUUUCAGAUGAAAUGGAGACAAAGAAGACUGUAGAGGGUUGCAGCUUCUCAGGAUUCAAAACAAAUGAGCUUACUCAACUACCCAGACAUUUGGAUGCUGAACGAAUUUAUCUUUUUAUUUUAAAAGCCCAUAACUUUGAUGAAAAGGUUUUCAAAAUCUGGAAGACCCAUUUUCUCUCAGAAGCCUCUAUUGCUCUUUUACAUGAUUCCUUUUGGUGGUGGUUUCUGCAUAAAUUUAAGCCUGACAGAGAAAAUCAAGAUUCCUUGUUUGACAGAAUUUCAGAAAGUUAUGCGAUACUUUUCAUGAGCAUCCCUACAAGUCGAAAAGAUGCAUUCCUUCAGGUGUAUCCUGAUUGUUUGGCACAGGCCAUCUAUGCAACAUUCCAGGAAGCAUUUCCAGAAUCGAGUAAUCUUUUUAAUGAUGAAUUUAAAGAGGAUCUGGGGAAUAAUAUUUUUCUUUGGUUGUCAGGUUUAAAACCUCAAAAAGGCUUUUGGACUCACUGGAAACUAAAAGAGCUCACCACAACAACCAUACAUGGUACUAAAAAAGCACCUUCAAUAUCUAUAAAGGAUAGGAUUGAAAGGAGUCAGACACGUAUAACAGCUGUUAUUUAACUGAGGGUUGGGAGAUAGACUAAAGUAGCUGUGUUUAUCCCACCACCU
This is a messenger RNA of Callorhinus ursinus (northern fur seal), 1381 nucleotides long. Lineage: Eukaryota; Metazoa; Chordata; Mammalia; Carnivora; Otariidae. The record is from RefSeq and is a predicted model, not a curated record.